Dicentrarchus labrax (European seabass) is the source of this 1831-nucleotide messenger RNA. Its product is annotated as tumor necrosis factor receptor superfamily member 14. Gene Ontology annotation, cellular component: membrane; external side of plasma membrane. The record is from RefSeq and is a predicted model, not a curated record. Gene Ontology annotation, biological process: negative regulation of alpha-beta T cell proliferation; positive regulation of T cell migration; defense response to Gram-positive bacterium. The coding region runs from base 187 to 897 and encodes 236 amino acids. The transcript is spliced from 10 exons. Gene Ontology annotation, molecular function: protein binding; transmembrane signaling receptor activity. NCBI's taxonomy places the organism in Eukaryota, Metazoa, Chordata, Actinopteri, Moronidae.
AUAGAGCCGUAGCCUGUUGGUUAUUAACGAAGUGUUGCUACUUUUAUUUUGAAAGUUGGAGCUGUGUAACGCAGUUCCUGAGCAGCGGCUGUGUGGAAGAGUUUCCAGAUGGUGUCCUCCUGUUGGAUUUUACUCUCAGUGAGAUGACGUCUUCAGUCCAUGAAAACUGUGAUCCAGCAGUAGAAAAUGACGUUUGGAAGAAAACCUUUGACAGCUGCACCAUUGCUGAUUCUUGUGAUGAAUAUCUUCGGAGGACACACAUUCAGAUGUCGUCAAUUUGAGUAUCAGAUAGACAAUGAAUGCUGUCCUAAGUGUCCACCUGGAAGUCGAGUUAAAUCACAUUGCACAGAGUUCAGGAGUACUUCCUGUCUGCCCUGCACUGAGGGAACCUUCAUGAAUCAGCCUACAGGACAGACACUGUGUGAUCCCUGUACACGCUGUGAUGCAGGUUCUGGUUUGAAGAUAAAGACGUCAUGUACAACAACAUCAGAUACAGUUUGUGAACCACUGGAGGGAUUCUACUGUUUUGACUCUGCAGAGGACGGCUGUAUGUCAGUACAGAGACACACACUCUGUCGACCAGGACAAUACAUCAGACAAUACGGAACAGCAUUAACAGACACUGAGUGCUCUGACUGCAGUGCUGGAACAUAUUCAGAUGGAACAUUUCCAUCCUGUCGGCCACACACACAAUGUGAAUCAAUGAAUCUUCUGAUAAAAGCAGGAACUGUUUCAACUGAUGCUCAAUGUGAACAAAGUUGGACAGGAAUGGUGGCUGGCAUUGUUUCGGGGAAUUUUCUUAAUUUCUUAAUUGGAACAGCUGCAUUUUUAUUUUACCGUUUCAGGUUGAAGAAAGGAUGUUUAAACAGAGAAAGAGACACUGCCAAUCCAGUAUGAUCAGUGAUGGUUUCAGACAGAAGUCCACAGCAGCAGGACGAGACAGCUCAUAUGUAGAAAUGCAGUCAGGGGAGAAAGAUCUCGACACGGAGUAUAUUGAGGAUGACUGGCACCAUUGAAGUAUUUAAAUCCACCUUUACAUGUAAUAGAUUGAGAGAGACAGUAUAAAAUAUUACACCGUCUACACAUAACUCCUUACAUACUAAAUAAAAUGGACCAUCAGGUUUCACCUUUGUGUAACAAGUGUAAUAGAGAGAUUGGAACAUAUUAUCAUUUCUUCUGGCAAUGUAAAUUGAUAAAAAGAUUUUGGGGUACAUUUCACAGGAACUGAGUGGCAUCAUUCAUGCAAAAGUUAAGAGGGACCCAGGCCUUUUCAUUCUCGGCCUCCCCUCAAGGGAGGUGACUCUAACCCAUUUAAAGUUCAAACUAUGCGAUAAAUUGCUAUUAUUGGUCAGAAAAUGUAUUGUAAUGAAUUGGAUCAAUGAUAAACACCUACUGUCACAUUAUGGUAUAGGGAAAUAUUCAGGGUCCUCCCCCAUGAAAGACUUAGUGCAGUUGCAAAGGGUAACCAGAGGUCUUUCAAUGAAAUGUGGGCUCCUCUGCUUAACUACCUACCUGAGGAUUUUACUGGGCUAGUGAUAAGGGGCCAGUUUUCCCUAAAAUGGCCACGCCCACCUGGGAUAAAUCCAUAAGUGUCUUCUCUUGUACUGUGGUUCUUAAAUACUGUCAUUUUUUAAAAUAUUUCAACUCCACUUGAUGUAUCACUGCUUACUUUUGUAGAAUAUUGGUGCUGUUGUGACUAUGGCUACACUAAUGGACAAUGUGUGUGUAUGCAGAACAAUAUGGAGAGAGGCUCCUGUAUGUACUGUGUACUACAUGUAUAACUUUCUGUUGAAAACCAAUAAAAUUUGUUACAAAAAAAAAGAAGAAGAAA